AUGACGACAGGCGGCAUCCUAUGGUUUCCGGAUCUGUCAGCGCCCGACCCAUAUGGUCUGCUCCCUAUGGCAAUGGCGGGCCUGCUCUGUUACACCUGGAUCCCCAAGACUGCGGCUGGGCGAGCUGCCAUGUUCAACCUUUCUAACAAGGAGUCGUCCUCUCUUGAAACGUCAGGUUGGAGGUGGCGACUGCGAAGAUCAGCCUUUGUCGCUUCACUUCUGUUGCCAAUGGCGGCGAUGAACCUCCCAUCUGGCAUGUUUGUCUACUGGGUAUCGUCAGCGACCUUUGGCCACAUCAAUGCGGCACUUGUCGAGCGUUACAUGCCACUGGAUAAACACCAGGCCCCAGCACAGCAGAAGGAAGUCCCGCCGAAGGUGUAG
Verticillium alfalfae VaMs.102 is the source of this 381-nucleotide messenger RNA. RefSeq lists its product as hypothetical. Gene Ontology annotation, molecular function: membrane insertase activity. The coding region runs from base 1 to 381 and encodes 126 amino acids. The transcript has a single exon. Gene Ontology annotation, biological process: protein insertion into mitochondrial inner membrane from matrix; mitochondrial respiratory chain complex IV assembly. The record is from RefSeq and is a predicted model, not a curated record. Gene Ontology annotation, cellular component: mitochondrial inner membrane. NCBI's taxonomy places the organism in Eukaryota, Fungi, Ascomycota, Sordariomycetes, Glomerellales, Plectosphaerellaceae.